AUGAAUGCAGAGCGGCAGACAUAUCCCGAAGAUGACAUGGCAUUGGACCUUGGCGGGCUGCUUCGGACCAUUGGCCGUUCGCUGGGCUGGCUGCUGCCGCUCACUCUGAUUGUUGCCGCUGCCGUUUUCCUGGGGCUGCAAUUCGUUGCUCCGAAAUACAAGAGUGAAGCAAGCGUUCAGAUCGAAAUCACCGACAACACCUUUUCCGGUGCGUCACGUGGCAUCGAAGAGGAAAGGGCGGUGCUCGACCAGGAGGGCGUUGCCAGCCAGGUUCAGUUGCUGAUGUCUGCAGAUCUGGCGCGCCGUGUUGCCAAGAAACUGGAUCUGGCCGCAAUUCCCGAAUUUGAUGCAAACGGCAAUGGUUCCUUGAUCGGAAACCUGCUGACAAGCAUCGGCUUGAAAAGCAACGCGGCUGGCAACAGCGUGGAAGAGCGGGUUCUCAAGCAUUUUUACGAAAAUCUGGAUAUCUUCCAGGUCGAUGGAUCACGCGUGAUUUCCGUAGGUUAUUCCGCACAAAAUCCUGUUCUGGCUGCGAAAGUCGCCAACACGAUCGUGGAUGAAUACCUUUCGCUGCAAUCAAGCGCCAAGCGGCAAUCGACGGAACUGGCGUCGGCCGCGCUCGAGCCGCAGAUUGCCGAAUUGCGCAAGGAAGUCCAGGCUGCAAGGCAGGCGGUGGCAGAUUUUCGCGCACGUGCGGAUCUCCUGAUCGGCGCGGACAACAUUCCUUUGAGCCAGCAGCAGCUUGCCGAAACAAGCAGUGACUAUUCGGCGGCGCAGGCGUCGAAAGCGGAGUCGCAGGCCAAGGCGGCUCUGCUGCGGGAACUGUUGAACUCGGGCGGGUCGCUGGAAACAGCCAGUGACGUUCUCAAUUCCACGCUGAUUCAGCGGCUUCGGGAGCGCCAGGUCGAGAUCCAGUCGAAUAUUGCAGAAUUGUCGAUCACCUUGUUGCCGAACCAUCCGCAAUUGCGGUCGUUGCAAUCGCAGUUGGCGGACUACGACCGGCAGAUCCGGUCGGAAGCCAGCAAGAUCUUGCAGGGACUGGAGAGCGACGCGAAGGUUGCCAAUCAGCAGGCACUUGCCCUGGAAGCGCGACUUGACGAGCUGAAGGUUGCUGCGGCCAGAAGCAAUGCAGAUCAGGCCCGAUUGAGCGAACUGGAGCGCGAAGCAAAUGCAAAGGCCGCCCAGCUUGAUCAGCUCAUGUUGAGCUUUCAGGAAGCGGAUUCGCGUCUGCGAGCACAGGUUCUGCCUGCUGAUGCGAGGAUAAUUUCCCGGGCGAGCGUUCCUUUGGAACCCUAUUCUCCCAAAAUCAUCCCGAGCACGAUCAUCGCAGCUCUUGCGACCUUCAUUCUCGGAUGUGCCUUUGUCCUUAUGCGCGCAUUCCUGUCCGGCGAGGCACUUUAUCACGUCAACGCAGACCGUGGUGGCACCGCGCCGGUGAAAGGCAGAAAACCUGAUGAAAGCCGCUCAGAGGCCUUUUCCGGCAGUGCUACUGGCCCACAAGCAGUCAGCGGAGGUGUCACAUCGCGGGAACCGCUGGGCUGGAACCAAGGUUAUGGCCUGUCUUCUGCAAACUAUGGCUUUGGGCCAAAUGUCCGGAGCCCUGGUGGUACGUUCGAAGCGCCAGUAGAAGGUUUGUCAAAAAUCGAAGAAAUCCGGCCGGAACCGGAUUUUGAAGAACUGCCAGCAAGAGACGAUCAAGAACGUCAGGCCGGCGUACCCGGACGGAAGAGUUCAGACAGGGGCUAUGACCAGGACGUUGCUCCCGACUGGAUUGACAGCCUGCGCGGCAAAAAAGACAAGAAUGACGUCAAGUCAGAGCCUGAACCGGACAUCGAACGUGGUGAAAAACGGGAAAGGAAACCGGAGCUUUCACGGGAGCGGCUGGCGAGCGUUUCCGGCAAGAAAAGCUACAAGGCAGCGUUCUCGCGCGACAUAGACGUGAGGGGACGUAUAGUUGUUCUGAGUGUCGACGACGAAGCACUGUCUCAUGAUCUGGCAUUCGAUCUCGUUCGCAAGGCUGCGAAAAACGGGCGGACUUCGCUGGUUGUGGAAGUGUUCCCGGAUCAAUCCAAUGACCGGGCUGCCGAAGGAUUUUCUGACGUGGUGUCUGGGCGCAUGCCCUUUGCGAAGGUCGUUUACAAGGAUGCUGUGUCCAAGGCCCAUAUCAUCGAGGCCGGCAGGUACGAGAUAACGGACAGCAUGGUCAAUUCAGAUCGUUUCAAGCUUGCGCUUGAUGCCAUCAGAUCGACAUACGACGCGGUCGUGGUCGAUCUGGGAGCAAUCGACGGUUCGCUUGCCAGCGCGAGGAUGCUGAGUUUUGCCGACCGCGUGUUCAUUGCCGCAAGUGCCCCGGACCACAGUCAUGAACUUCAAAGUGCAGCCAAUCUUCUUGCGCACAAUACCGGGGCCCACGUCGAGGUGUUGAUUGCCGGUGAAACGAGCCCGGAUCCGCGCCGAAACGGCGAUGGUCACGCGGCCUGA
Messenger RNA from Effrenium voratum, 2481 nucleotides. Lineage: Eukaryota; Dinophyceae; Suessiales; Symbiodiniaceae. The record is from the annotation of a GenBank genome assembly.